UCAAAUGCUGAUAACAGUAACCACCACCAGCAGCAGCAAAUAUGGAAGUUUACACACACAUUGAUGAUCACUUGCAGAAGGCGGCAGCAGAAGGCAAUUUUAAACCAUUCAAGGAUUAUCGAAGGACUCUUCCUAGCCUACUCACCUCAAAUAAAAACACAAUAUUGCAUAUCUACCUUACCUCUUCAGAUAAAAGAUCCACCAAGUUUAUAAAAAAGGUACUUCGCAAUUGUACGUCACUGUUACGGGAUGUAAAUGUCCACGGUGAUACUCCGUUGCACAUUGCAGCAAGGUACGGGCAUGCUGAUGUAGCGGAAGAGCUAAUCAAAUGGGCAAAGGCUUCAAUGCAUAAUGAAAUUGCUAUAGAGAGCGGAGAAGGGCCAAGAGAGAGGGAAAUUGUAGCAGUAAGGGAGUUGUUAAGAGUGAAAAAUAGAAAUGGAGAGACGGCCUUACAUGAAGCUGCACGAAAUGAAAAAAGUCUGGGUGUCGUGGAAGCAAUAUUGAGUAAUGAAGAUCCUUUGUAUUCAUAUUCUGCCAAUAAUUAUGGGGAAACUCCGCUUUACCUGGCUGCUCAAAAUGGAUGUGAAAAGAUAGUUCUUGAGUUAUUGAAUAGAAGCAAUUCACAGUCACCGGAGUAUGGCGGCCCCAAUGGUAAAACGGCAUUACAUGCGGCAACAAUGCACCGCCGCUACUCCAAAAACUGUUAUCCAUGUAUGAUAGACGCGCUGUUGGACAAAUGGAGUAGCUUGGCCAAACAAACAGAUGACAAAGGUUGGACUCCACUCCACUAUGCUGUGUAUAAAUGUAGAACACGUGCAGUCCAAAAGCUAUUAGAUAAGGAUAUAUCUACAGCUUAUAUUGCCGAUAAAGAUGGGAAGAGAACUGCUCUUCACAUUGCAGCCUGUCGAGACUUCAAAGACGGAGUGGAAAUGAUCAUUUCUAAAUGCCCAGGUUGCUGCGAACUUACUGAUAUUAGAGGCUGGAAUGUUCUUCACUAUGCAGUGAUUAGCAAAAGUGAUGAAGUACUAAAAGCAUUGCUCCAACAUUCAUCAUUGAUUUACCUUUUAAAUGGGAAAGAUGCUAAAGAGAAUACGCCUGUCCAUCUAUAUAAUGCUUAUCAUUCCGAUUCGCCUUCUUUCAUAGAAGGAGAUUCUAAUAUGUUCUUCUUCUGGAAAAAACUGCACAAAGAAAUUCAAAUCGCAGGAUACUCUUCCUCAAAGAAGAAUGACAAUUUAGAAUGGAUGAAAGAUGUUGGCAAUGGACCAAUAGGGGAAAUUCAGAAAGAAAAAAGAGGAAAGAGAACAGAAAAUAAGAUACUUCAACUUGAAAAAGUCAAGGACUCUCAUUUGGUUGCUGCAGCACUUAUAGCAACAGUAACCUUUGCGGCAGCUUUCACCUUACCCGGCGGUUGUGUAAGUGAUGAAAAAGACAUGGGGAAGGCUGGGACACCUAUCCUAAGCAAAAUUUUGUCUUUAAAAGCAUUUAUGAUAUCAGAUAUUAUAGCUUUGGUUUUAUUUACUUGUUCUGUCUUUAUCCACCUUAUGCUGGUGAUCAUAGGAUAUCAGGAAAGAUGCUAUUGGUUAAUAAGAUUUGCCUUCAACUUCCUUUUCUAUGCUAUGGUAGCAAUGAUGAUUACAUUUGUGACAGGCACUUACGCAGUUCUAACACGAUCCUUAGGGUAUGUCGUUUGCGUCUUUGGAUUGAGCUUCUUCUUCUUCUUCUUCCUAACUUAUUCCAUGACAAGGGUGACCUGCAGUUUCCUUAGACUCAUCAUUUCAUAUGAUAGUGAUGAUGAGGAUGUUCAAAAGGAAAUUUUGUAA
This is a messenger RNA of Hevea brasiliensis (rubber tree), 1820 nucleotides long. Its product is annotated as ankyrin repeat-containing protein At5g02620-like. The coding region runs from base 42 to 1820 and encodes 592 amino acids. Gene Ontology annotation, molecular function: protein phosphatase 1 binding; protein phosphatase regulator activity. The record is from RefSeq and is a predicted model, not a curated record. Gene Ontology annotation, cellular component: plasma membrane. Lineage: Eukaryota; Viridiplantae; Streptophyta; Magnoliopsida; Malpighiales; Euphorbiaceae. The transcript has 3 exons.